AGCGCGCGACAGACUGGUUUGAACUGUUAAGGCGCGGAUUAGCAGCUGAAUUAUAUAAGUUAGGUUAUGUAGAACUGACAUCAUCAUCAUAAUUAUUAUAAAUCUAUGUAAACCGGGCUGGUAGUGUUGAGAUCUGGCUGUGGGAGUUUACACCGCGCUGCUGGAAUGACUCAGUCGGUGGUUGUUCAGGUUGGACAGUGUGGUAACCAGGUGGGCUGCAGGUUUUGGGACCUGGCGCUGAGAGAGCAUGCGCAUGUCAACAAGAAAGGAAUCUAUGACGAGGCGCUUAGCAGCUUCUUUCAAAACGUAGAUCCAAGGAGGAGUGAUGGAGCAGGUGGGGGAGCUUCGGGCAGCAGGAUCUCUGGGCUGAGGGCUCGGGCAGUGUUGGUGGACAUGGAAGAAGGUGUUCUCAGCGAGGUCCUGCAGGGCCCUCUGCGACAGCUGUUCAGCACAACUCAGCUUAUCAGUGAUGUAUCAGGCUCUGGAAACAACUGGGCGGUGGGCCACCACUCCUAUGGCAGUGUGUAUCGUGAGCAGAUCGUGGAUCAGGUGCGCAGAGCAGCAGAACAAUGCGACUGCCUCCAGUGUUUCUUCAUCAUACACUCCAUGGGUGGUGGAACCGGUUCAGGUUUGGGGACGCGUGUAUUAAAGCUGCUGGAGGACGAAUUCCCAGAGGUCUGCAGACUCGUCACCGCUGUCUAUCCAUCUGCUGAAGAUGAUGUCAUCACUUCCCCCUACAACAGUGUUCUAGCCAUGAGGGAGCUAACAGAACAUGCAGACUGUGUUCUACCUAUAGAGAACCAGUCUCUGGUGGAUAUUGUAAGUAAAAUCCAGCACAUGGCCCACACUGGAAAACCAGGAAGUGUGAUAAAGAAAGACAGUACCAUCAUCUCUGGGCAGGGAGGAGUGGCCAAGACUGAGAAACCCUUCGAUGCCAUGAACAACAUUGUGGCAAACCUUCUGCUCAACAUUACCAGCUCUGCGCGUUUUGAAGGUUCUCUUAACAUGGACCUGAAUGAGAUUGCGAUGAACCUCGUCCCAUUUCCUCGCUUACAUUACCUGGUGUCCAGCCUCACUCCUCUGUACACACUGGCAGACGUUAAUAUUCCCACUCGCAGGCUGGACCAGAUGUUUACUGAUGCGUUUAGUAAAGAUCACCAGCUCAUGAGAGCGGACCCUAAACACAACUUGUAUCUGGCCUGUGCUCUAAUGCUGAGGGGCAACGUCCAGCUUUCUGACCUCCGGAGGAACAUUGAAAGACUAAGGCCGACUCUGUCGUUCGUUCAGUGGAACACUGAAGGAUGGAAGACGGGUCUGUGCUCAGUUCCUCCGGUUGGUCACACACACUCUCUGUUGGCUCUGUCUAACAACACCUGCGUGAAGCCUUCCUUUAUGGAGCUCAGAGAGCGCUUCGUCAGGCUCUACCGCAAAAAGGCUCACCUGCAUCACUACCUGGGUGUGGAUGGGAUGGAUGUGUCUGGUUUCAGUGAGGCUCUGAGUUCUCUCACAGGUCUCAUAGACCAAUACAGCCAGCUGGACUCCACCAAUACAGCUCCCUCCCAGGACCCCCCCAGACUGAACAUCGCCUGCUAAAGCCCAGAUCAAAAAUAUCCCACCAGCUCUGGCUCUGAAAUACUGGAAGCAGAAGUGCUUUUGAUACAAUAAUUAAAUCAAAAACUUGCCAAUUUUCCUUCUAAUCCAAUAUGUGUUUAAACAGUCAAAACAAAGCUACAGUAAUUUACUUCUAGCUGUUGCUACUGUGAUUAGCAUUUAUAGACGACAAACAGUGAGCCAUACGGCUCUAUUAUGUGUUAGCUCUCUACACUGAAGUGUAGCUUCAGUCCUAACUGGUGAGGUUUGGGUUUCCAUAACUUAUUAUUUACAUUAUCUGUGUAGCUUCCACGCUAAAUUAUGAGAUAUGGGUUUCCAUUACUUGUUAUUUACAUUAGCCACAUAUCACCAUGUGUGUUUUUGCUGAUGGAGUACAUUUGGAUUAAGAGGAAAAUUCACAAUUUAAGAAUGGCGUCUUUAUUACAUGCUGUGCAUGUGAAUUAGUAACGUGUGCAAGUUAGUAAAUAAAUAAAUAACCGGUGUAUUGGUAAAUCAA
Molecule: messenger RNA, 2107 nt
Organism: Astyanax mexicanus (Mexican tetra)
Lineage: Eukaryota; Metazoa; Chordata; Actinopteri; Characiformes; Acestrorhamphidae
Gene: tube1
Product: tubulin, epsilon 1
Exons: 12
Coding region: 166-1593 (475 amino acids)
Biological process (GO): mitotic cell cycle; microtubule cytoskeleton organization
Cellular component (GO): cytoplasm; microtubule
Molecular function (GO): GTP binding; structural constituent of cytoskeleton
Source: RefSeq, a predicted model, not a curated record